Molecule: messenger RNA, 1209 nt
Organism: Cucurbita maxima (winter squash)
Lineage: Eukaryota; Viridiplantae; Streptophyta; Magnoliopsida; Cucurbitales; Cucurbitaceae
Product: bidirectional sugar transporter SWEET16-like
Exons: 6
Coding region: 138-1028 (296 amino acids)
Biological process (GO): carbohydrate transport
Cellular component (GO): membrane
Molecular function (GO): sugar transmembrane transporter activity
Source: RefSeq, a predicted model, not a curated record
UUCGUACCAUUUCAGCUCUCUCUCUCUCCCUCUUUCCCUCUCUUCUUCAAUAAUUUAAUUCCUCCGCCCCCGUCGCCGCCGUAUCCGCCGUCACCGCCUUCACCACUGCCACCGCUGUCUUCUUCUCCGGCAAAGCCAUGGCUACUGAUCUGAGCACCGUUUUGGGCAUCAUUGGGAAUGUGAUUUCUAUCUUGGUUUUUGCAUCUCCCAUAAAAACAUUUAUAGGAAUAGUGAAGAAGAAAUCAACGGAGAAUUACAAAGCGAUACCGUACGUGACGACGCUGUUGAGCACAAGCUUGUGGACAUUUUAUGGGGCUUUGAAGGGUGCUGAUGGGUUGCUUGUUACCACCGUCAAUGCCGCCGGCGUUGCCUUUCAGCUCUCUUAUGUCACUCUCUUCAUCAUCUUUGCUCCCAAACGCAACAAGGUUACAACAAUGAAGCUAGUUGGUAUGUUCAAUGUUGUGUUCUAUGGAAGUGUAAUUGGUGCAACCCUCUUAGCCAUGCAUGGAAGCUUGAGGCUCACCUUUGUUGGCAUUCUUUGUGUUGCUUUAACCAUUGCCAUGUAUGCUUCCCCUCUAGCUGCCAUGAGAAACGUGAUAAAGACGAAAAGUGUUGAGUAUAUGCCAUUUCUUCUCUCGUUCUUCCUCUUUUUAAAUGCUGGUGUCUGGUCAGCCUAUGCUAUUCUCGUCAAGGACAUCUACAUACUGGUGCCGAAUGGAAUAGGGUUUGCAUUGGGGACGGUCCAGCUGAUUCUGUAUGGAAUGUACAAGGACAAGUCAAAGUCAACAAAAUCAACGGAGAUGAUGGAGGAAGAGGGAUCAGCACAUCUGGUAGAGAUGGGAAUGAACGGUGAUGAUGAUCAUCCAAAGAACAAAGGCAUAAUCAAAGGGUUGAGCCUUCCUAAGCCAAGCUUAGAUAGGCAAUAUAGUGUCCAAAAUAUUUUAAGGUCACUUUCUUAUGGUCCAUAUGACUUCUACCCUCCGGGAGCCCUAGAUGAGGUCGAUGAGGUCGAAAAUGGGAAAAUUUGACCACAUUUUGCCCUCGAUACAAGUUUUACGUACUUGUAUUACGAGUUUGUUUGGUAAUCAUCUCGUUUUCAAAAUUGUACGGACUUGACACGUACUCUUUCGUCCCUUUAUAAGUAAGGUGUUUAUCGUUCGAUCUGGUCUGAUUUUCACUGUAACUAAAAAAUUGAUCUGGUCUGCGUUU